ACUUCUGUUUUUACGGAAUGCUUUAGAUGAACCAGAACAGAUGUUUACGCGAGGUCUCACACAAAUGGUACUACACUGCUAACUAGAGAUUAUGCUGUGUUCGUAUUUUAUUGUGCUGUAGUUGGAUAAUCUUCACAGAAGUAGAUAAGCAGCGAUGCAGACACAAAUAGAGAUCGCUUGACCGCCCGGCUAUCGUUCACUUGAUUGUUUGCAGUGCAUGGAUCGGAGAUCGUUAUACGACGUUUGUGCCUAUCUACUGUGUAUAGCCUUUUGCUUCGUAUUUGGAACGUGAAUCUUUCAAUGGAUUAGGCACACGUUUGUAAACAGACGAUUGUGUAUGUUUAUUUCAGUAUGUGUUCUGUGUCGAAGACGUGUGUGUCACAGGAUUACAGACGGCUUUCCCACCAUGACAUGGAAUACUAUAUCCGGUAAUUCCCGAUGCAUAUAUCUCAGGGAAGUCAUUUUCAAUAAGAUGUGGGUUCGCAGCGGAUCUGACCACAUCUGACAUUUGUUUUAUGAUUUGUAGAUCAGCACAUAAUUUUAUUUUCAAUGUGCAUGUUCCAUAUAUUGUACUGUACAGUUGAAUGGCUUUGUGAUACUAUAGUCAUUCGUUAGAUUUACAACCUUCUGUUUUACACGAACCCCCGCAAACAAUAGCUAGUACUAUGGACACUACGAACGAAAGACAGCCACGAAAACCACUACGAUCAUGGACGAAAGGAUCACAAAAAGAAUGGGAAAGACGAGAAAACGGAAUGAUCAGUCCCCGAGCGUUAUACGGUCGAGGGGAAUGGGCGUUACGAGAAUGCGAGGAACAUACAACAUGGGCUAACAAUCAUUUGAAGAAGAAAAAGUUCCGUCUAAUUGAUGAUUUACGAAAACGGAUUGGAGAUGGUACUACUUUGGUUAAUCUACUUGAAAUACUAACAAAUGAGAAAAUUCCUGGAAUUAACAGUCGUCCAAUAAUAAGAGCACAAAAAGUUGAGAAUAUUCAGAGGUGUCUUCAGUAUCUUGAUGCUAAAGGGGUGCCUCUGUAUGGUAUAACAACAGAAGAACUUGUUGAUGGUAAUUUAAAAUCCAGCCUAUCUCUUAUAAGUACUGUCAAAGAUAGUUUUGAGCCCAAGUACCAGCUGAAUGGUGCAGGCUCAAACAAUCCAGGUGUUGGUAGAGUCAAUAAUGAUGGAGAAGCAGCCUUAGGUUUCUAUUCUUCAUCAGUAUUACCAGGAACAAUGGCAGAUGCUGUGCCAGCAAGUAACCAUCAAAUAUCGCACACAGAGAAAAUUGUGUCUACAACUCAGUUAGACAAAAGGAAAGUUGAGCAACAUGGUGCGGAUCAGAGACGACAACAGCUGAUAAGAAGUAGUUCUAGUACAAUUACGCCACAACCCCAACGAUCACCACCAAAUGCUUGGUCAUCAAAUACACAACACCCUGUGAGAGAUACAGUAUCCUUAACUGUAGAGGAAAGAUUGAAAACAUUGCUUGAUAGUCCUCAUCCAGGUGUUUUACAGCAGCAAAAUAAUAAGGACUAUGAUGACGGUGAAUUACUGCAACCUCCACCACCACCAAGACGAACACCAUCUCGAUUCAUGGAUGAUAAUGAUAGUGACGAUGGACGAGUUAAAACAAUGACAGACGGAACUGUCAAAUAUGAUGCAUAUAGCGGUGAUUGGGAUCCAUAUCCUUCAACUUAUGUGCCUUCACAUGUUGGAGAGAAAAAAGAAGGACCUAGAGUUCAAGCCCUUCUUGAAAGACCCAGGACAACAUCACCAACAUCUCCAAGGCAAAACCAUGUGAACAACAGAAUGUCACCACCAUCAUCAUCUCAACCAGGCAAUACUAAAUCUCCUAGCAAUUCAACCAGUAGUUCAUCACUUGUGACUCCCAGUUGGCAGCAGACAAGAGCUCCGUCGUCUGGAAGUGUAGAUAACCUAACUAGAGCUCCACCGUCUAGCAGUGUAGAUAACCUAAGAGAUGCAUGUAACAAAUUAUACAGUGGUCAUCCUAGUCAGACUCCACCCUAUCUUCCAAGGAAACUCCCUACUUACUAUGAGCACCUGCAUAGACAUCCCGGCCAACAAUCUGAUUGGAGAGACCAGUCACCAACCAGGCAAAGAGAAUCCAGUCCAUCUAGAGAGAGAGAAUCAAGUCCAACAAGGCAUUCUUCAAACAAAUUAAGGGAAUCAAGUCCAACAAGACAGUACUCAAGAGAUGUCAGUCCUACAAGACAACCUCAUCACUUUCAUGAUUCUGCGAGAUCAUUGCCACAAAACACGAUAGAGAACCCUUAUGAGAGAGCAAGAAGUAGAGACUCUAGUCCCAUUAGGAAAAAUAUGAAUCCUGCUGUUGAGAAUAAAACACAAGCCACACAUGUGCAUAGACCGUAUCCUGUCAGCAAUUAUCAGCAGGACCAAAGACGAAUGGAGUUAUAUCAAAAAGAACUUGAAAAUGAAAGACAACAGAAAUCAGUAACUACACAUAAUUCACUUCCAAUUAAUAGACUAGCUUCACAAGAUUCCAAUUACUCCACAGUGUCAUACAAUAGUAUAACUGACUCUAUGACAUCAGCUCACACACAAAUGUCUUCAUACCUCAGUAAUUUGCCAUCUUCCAUAAAAACCACCGGAUUACAUUCAUCGUCGCGAGUUCCACCAAAAGUGCGAGAGAAUCCACAUGCAGAAGGUAGAAUUGACCUUGAACUGAACUAUACACCAAGUGAGAGCUCUUCUAGAUCACAUACACCUCCCUUACCACCGUUAUCACCUGAUAACACUCCUCCCAUUACGCCACCGGAGUCUCCCCCGCCAACCAGGUCACGUACUAGUUCUCGCUUAUCACCGUUUGAACAGUUAGCUAAAAUGAAAAAUGGGAGUGACAGGCGGAAAAAAGGAUAUAACAGAGGACCAAGCUCACAGAUACGAUUGUAUCCACAUGGGUUGUUUCAUAGGGGAAGUGGGAGAAAUAAACAAAGGAAGAGAUAUGAGAAACCCAUCUUAGCACCUCCUAUUGCAGAACUUGCAAAAAGUGAAGAUUCUAAUGAAGAUGAUACAGUCAGAGAUAGUGAAUCUAUUACAUUACACCUGGACACUGGGCAAGACAGCUAUGGAUUAGCCUCAGAGUCACAGACAGAAGAUAGUUCCCGACCAAGAGUAGAUGCCGAUAGUGUCCGCCAUCAACUAAUAGCACUUGAAAAGAUGUACCAAGAUAUCUUGAAUGUAGUUAGUGGGAAUAAAGACGAUAAAUUUGAAAGCAGAAGAUUUUCUGGAAGCCAGCAGUCAUUACAGUCCCGUGGUAGAUUCCGAGGGAGUGUGAAACGUGGACAAAGAGAUAAAGAUGUGAAAUUGGUCAAUAGACGUUUUGCUCGAGUGGAAUCCCAUGUAGUGACAUUAGCCCGUAGUGUGGCUCAUCUAUCAUCAGAACUCAGAUCACAAAACUCCCUAAUUCAAGAAAUAGAGUUUUUAAAACAAGAAAUAUUACAUUUAAAAGAAUUUCACAUGAUUCAAUCUGGUGACUUUAUAAUGUCAAGAAAUCACCGACUGAAGCCUGUACCGCCAUCAGCAAACUCACAUAGAAUCCAAAAACUGACUAAAUUUUUUGGUGAAGAGCCACCAUUACUUGCAAUAUUUUUAAAGCAGCUUGGAUAUGAGAAAUAUGUUCCAAAUUUUGACCGAGAGAAAGUUGGCAUGAUAGAACUUCCAUUUCUCAAUGAACAACGAUUGGAGAAGCUAGGAAUUCCUACGGGACCAAGAUUACGUAUCAUGCAUGAAGCACAACUGAUUAUGUCCUGA
Molecule: messenger RNA, 3788 nt
Organism: Saccoglossus kowalevskii
Lineage: Eukaryota; Metazoa; Hemichordata; Enteropneusta; Harrimaniidae
Biological process (GO): nervous system development; neurogenesis
Molecular function (GO): protein binding
Source: RefSeq, a predicted model, not a curated record